UUUCAAUCGACGACACAAACAAUUUAGUUCUAUCCACAUGGGAUUUUGUUCUAAGGUUUUAACCCUAGUGAUUCUAGGCACAGCAAUAUUCAUAGCAUUUAAACAUGAAGAAAUUCUUAAGUAUGCUGUAGACAACUACGAAAUUUGUCCAAAACCAGAGGCACCGCCGCAAAUAGAAGUUAAAGUUGUCAAUAGAAAUGACGAUAAGAAAGAAGACACGUCAGAAAAAUCAGCACCAGCGAAGAAAAAAUCUUACGAUAGUCCAAAAUAUUGGCUAAUUGGCGAUAAUGUGGAUGAAGAUUUAUCAACAGUAAGUGCCGUACUCGAUCGCUGUGGACUGGAAAGGCACAACGGGUCAUUGAAAGAGGAAAACAACCACGAAGGAUGGAAUUUAAUUUGGAGUACGAAGAAGACAAUCGCAAUGAACUGGAAGGAACUGAAAUAUCAUCAAAAAUUCAAUCAUUUCCCAUGGAGCAAGUACUUGUCAUCUAAGAGCUACCUUGCGACCAACACAGACUCCAAGUAUGUCCCAAAGGGAUUUGUAGACAGCGAUGAGCUUAAAAGUUAUGCAAAAGAGAAUCCAAAGAAGAAGUUCUUGAAGAAAUCAAAGACAAGAGGUGGAGUCAGCUACGUCAAGAAUGUCAAUAAGAUGAACUUUACAUCCGAUGAAGAAUACUUCGUCCAGGAACUUGUCGAAAAGCCACUUUUGUUCGAUGGCAAGCUCUUUGAACUUUCAGUCUUUGUCCUCAUCACAUCCGUCAAUCCUCUUCGACUUUACUACUUCCCAAAAAAUGUCGUUCCUAGAUUCUGUCCUGAGGACUACGACCAUCAGGAUUUCAGCGAUGAAGACUCGUUUGUGGUCAGUGAGUCACAUCAAGCACCAUUGGAUUUCCUUGGAACUAGAGAGUACUUCUUGAAUGCAUACACAUUCCGUGAUGCAAUUAAUGGAUUUUUGACUAAGCAGAACAAGAACGUAGAUACUUUUUGGAAGAAUAUUGAGGAUGCUAUAAGGACAACUGUUGUGUCUAAAGAGAAAUCGUUCCUUGAUUUGCACGAGAAGAUCCAAGAAAUGAAGUACAUGUACUUCGAGCUCUACUCCUUUGAGUUCAUCAUCGACGAGUCCCUCAACCCACACAUCAUCAACAUCAAUGCCAACCCAGACAUCUCAGGAUCAGGAAAGUACGCAAGAUUCCGUUCAAUCUACGAAAACCUUCUCUACAAUGUCUUCCAAAUCAUCGGUGUGGCUACUCCGUAUGUCAAAAAAGACUUUAUUAUGGAAUCUGUUGAGUUAGAAAUGAUGGUUGUGCAUGCAAAUGCUAGAAAUGUCAUGCCAGAGUUCUGCAUCUAUGACUGUGAAGGUGGAUGUUCAGGGAAGUGUGCAUACUGUAUGAGAUGCAUGAACCAGAAUCAAUUUUAUGAGACUGUCUUGGCAUACACUGAGCAACAGAAUGUUGGUGGAUUUAAGAGGCUGUUCCCACCAUCAAAAGAGUUUUUGGCUGAAGCUGGUGAAGAAUAUGUGAAGAGUUUGCCAGAUCAUAGUCAGUUCCAGGUUGGUUGGUAUGUUGAGCUGUGCAAGAGGGAUCAGAACUUCUGUUAAGGGCUAGGAUUGACCGGACUAACCUCAAAAUUUUUUGAUAUUUUUGUACCAUUUAUUAAAAUAAAAUAUGC
Chironomus riparius is the source of this 1668-nucleotide messenger RNA. The record is from the annotation of a GenBank genome assembly. NCBI's taxonomy places the organism in Eukaryota, Metazoa, Arthropoda, Insecta, Diptera, Chironomidae.